AUGGCCACAAAACGCACAGCAUUUUCGACAGUGGGCGAUAUUGAGAGCACCAGCGGCGGUGCCGACGACCAUGGCAUCACCGUCGACGAGAAGCACCCGGCCAGUGCCGAUGUCAAGUCCGAGAAGGCCGGCCAUGACUUCGCUCUGUCGACGGGCGCCGAUCUGCCGUCGUACGAGGCAGAUGCUCGCAAGCGGCUGGGCGAGUCGUCGUCGGACGAUGUUGGCACCGGCGUCGUGGCGACGGCCGAGGAUCUCGUCACGCGUGUCAUUGACCUCGAGGACGACCCGACCCAGAACCCCUGGACCUUUCGCGUGUUUUUCCUAGGCAUCGGUCUCUCCACAUUCGGCGCCGUGCUGCAGGAGAUCUUCUACUUCAAGCCGCAGACCAUUUACGUGUCGGUCAUUUUCCUGACGGUGCUGGCCUACAUCCUGGGCGAGGCCAUGUCCUACGCCAUCCCGCGCAAGGGCGCCAUUGGCCGCUUCCUCAACCCGUUCCCCUUCCACAUGAAGGAGCACGCGUCCAUUACGCUCAUGGCCUCGGCCGCGUCGCAGUCCGCGCUCGCCACCGAGGCCCUGGCCGCCCAGGAGCUGUUCUACGGCGGCUACCCCAACAAGGCCGCUGGCAUUUUCAUCGUCAUCACGUCGCAGCUCAUCGGCUUCGGCCUGGCCGGCCUGCUGCGCGAGGUGCUCGUCUACCCGACGCACAUGCUGUGGCCCAUGAACCUGCCCAUCACGUCGCUGCUCGAGUCGCUGCACGGCGACAAGGCCAUUGCCAAGCAGCGCCUCAAGAUCUUCUACAUCAUCUUCUUUUUCUUUUUGGUCUGGGAGAUCUUCCCCGAGUACAUCUUUACCGUGCUCGAGGGCGUCUCCAUUUUCUGCCUGGCCAAGCAGGACAGCCUCGUCUUCACCAACCUGUUUGGCGGCGCCAGUGGCAACGAGGGCAUGGGCCUCCUGGCGCUGAGCUUCGACUGGAACUACAUUGCGCCCUUUGGCAGCCCGCUCUGGCUGCCGCUGCAGACGCUCGUCAACGAAUACAUUGGAUACAUGGGCUGCAUCGUCUUCUUCAUGGGCCUGUACUACAGCAACACCUACCGCUCGCAGGACUUCCCCUUCCUCGCGCAGGCCUUGUUCAACAGCUCGUCCAACGGCACCGUCUACCAGGUGUACGACCAGACGACGAUUCUCAACGACAAGUUUGAGAUUGACCCGGCGCUGGUCGCCCAGCAGGGCACGCCGUGGCUCACGGGCUCGUACCUGGGCUACCUCAUCACCUCCAACAUGGGCUUCACCGCCACGUUUGUGCACAUGCUGCUCUGGAACUUUGACGACAUCAAGUCCGGCUGGUCCUGGGCCAAGCCGGCCAACCUCAAGAAGCUGCUGCGCGCCGACACCUGGAAGUUCUGGGUGCCCAAGGAGACCCCCGAGGAGCGCUUCGACCGCAAGGCCAACGACCCCAAGCUCGACCCCCACUACAAGCUGAUGCUGUCCAACUUGUACCAGGAGGUGCCGCUGUGGUGGUGGGGCGCCGUGCUCGUCAUCUGCUGGGCCGUCGGCCUCGGCUGUCUGUACUCGCUCAAGUCGACGCUGCCCUGGUGGGGCUUCCUGGUCAGCACCAUCAUGCUGACCAUCUUCCUGCUCUUCUUCGGCGCCCAGUACGGCAUCACGGGCUUCCAGUACAACAUCCAGCCCAUCUGCCAGACCCUGGCCGGCUACAUGUUCCCCGGCCGCCCCCUCGCCAACAUGUACUUUACCUGCUUCACCUUCAACUCCAUGCAGCAGGCGCAGCUGCUCGCCCGCGACCUCAAGCUGGCACAAUACGUCCACCUGCCGCCGCGCCACACCUUCACCAUCCAGGUCAUUGGCUGCGUCGUGGGCGCCAUCCUCAACUGGGUCAUGAUGCUGACCAUUGUCCAGAACCAGGCCCCCAUCCUGACGGGCAUCGUCGGCUCCAACAUCUGGUCCGGCCAGAACGUCCAGCAGUUCAACACGCUCGCCAUCUCCUGGAGCAUGGCCUCCGACAUGUAUUCCAUCGGCGCCAAGUACGAGUGGGUCACCAUUGCCUACCUGCUCGGCUUCCUGGCGCCCUUCCCGCUCUGGAUCGCCAACAAGUUCUAUCCCCACAAGGCCUUCCGCUACCUCAACACGUCCAUCAUUCUCUGGCAGAUGGGCUACCUGUUUGUCGGCAUCAACGCCGCCAUCACCAUGUUCUUUGGCCUCGGCUUCAUUGCCCAGUGGUACCUGCGGCGCAAGUACCCGUCCUUCUUCGUCAAGUACAACUACAUCACCUCGGCCGCCCUCGACGGCGGCACCCAGGUCAUGGUCUUCAUCCUGACCUUUGCCGUCUUUGGCGGCAGCGGCACCACCCGCCCCUUCCCCAUCUGGGCCGGCAACCCGGACAGCUCGCUGCACAACCUCGACUACUGCAUGGUCAACACCGCCGAGACCGUCUAG
Molecule: messenger RNA, 2451 nt
Organism: Sporothrix brasiliensis 5110
Lineage: Eukaryota; Fungi; Ascomycota; Sordariomycetes; Ophiostomatales; Ophiostomataceae
Exons: 2
Coding region: 1-2451 (816 amino acids)
Biological process (GO): transmembrane transport
Molecular function (GO): oligopeptide transmembrane transporter activity
Source: RefSeq, a predicted model, not a curated record